GGGCAUUAGCAGUUCUUUUGGUUGUGGUGUUGUAGUUUGUUGGUUAUCACUGAAACUAUCUCACAUCCAUGUGAUCGGAGGCCACUAUUGAUUCACCGCAAAACUCAAACGUUGAGUAUGAAAUGGCUCUAGAACCCGUGAUUUCUGCCAUAAAAUCUGUUUCCCAAAAGAUCCAGUUGCUCCAAAUCCACGCUCACAUUAUACGCACAAACCUCAUUCAAUACCCCCCAGUUUCUAUUCAGUUCUUGUCCCGUAUAGCUCUCUCUGGUCCAUUGCAAGAUGCCAACUAUUCCCACCGUUUUUUUGAGCAACUCACCCACCCCUUGAUUUUUCAUUACAACACAAUGAUCAGAGCCUGUUCCACGAGUGAUUCCCCGCGAAAGGGUCUCCUUUUAUAUCGAGAUAUGAGAAGAAGAGGCAUUGCUGCAGACCCUUUAUCGGCUUCCUUUGCUGUUAAGUCUUGUAUUAGGCUUCUGUAUCUUCUUGGAGGGAUUCAGGUUCAUUGCAACAUAUUCAAAGAUGGGCACCAAUGGGAUACCCUUUUGCUCACCGCUGUCAUGGACCUGUAUUCGCAAUGCCGGAGUGGUGGUGAUGCGUGCAAGGUGUUCGAUGAGAUGCCUCAAAGGGACACUGUUGCUUGGAAUGUGAUGAUCUCUUGCUGUGUUCGAAAUAAUAGGACUCGGGACGCUUUGAGUUUGUUUGAUGUUAUGCAGGGUUCGAGCGAUAAAUGUGAGCCUGAUGAUGUUACUUGUUUGCUUCUUCUUCAGGCUUGUGCUCAUUUGAAUGCCUUGGAAUUUGGUGAACGAAUUCAUGGCUAUAUAAUAGAGCGUGGUUAUGGUGAUGCUCCCAAUUUAUCAAAUGCACUCAUCUCUAUGUAUUCACGUUGUGGUUGUCUAGAGAAGGCUUAUGAGAUUUUUAAGAGAACAGGAAAUAAAAGUGUGGUUUCGUGGAGUGCUAUGAUCUCUGGUUUGGCAAUGAAUGGAUAUGGAAGGGAAGCUAUUGAGGCAUUUGAAGAGAUGCUGAGAAUUGGCAUUCAGCCGGAUGAUCAGACAUUCACGGGUGUCCUUUCUGCUUGCAGUCAUUCUGGAAUGGUUGAUGAGGGAAUGUCAGUUUUUGACCGUAUGAACACAGAGUUUGGAAUAACUCCCAACGUUCAUCACUAUGGGUGCAUGGUUGAUCUCUUGGGCCGUGUUGGCCUGCUUGAUAAGGCUUAUCAGCUUAUUAUGUCAAUGGUAGUGAAGCCAGAUUCCAAAAUAUGGAGGACUUUGCUUGGGGCUUGUAGGAUUCAUGGCCAUGUUACACUUGGUGAACAAGUAAUUGGGCAUUUGAUUGAAUUGAAAGCUCAAGAAGCUGGGGAUUACGUUUUACUUUUGAAUAUUUAUUCUUCAGCUGGACACUGGGAAAAGGUAGCAGAAGUGAGGAAAUUGAUGAAAGAUAAAGCAAUCCGAACAACCCCAGGUUGCAGCACAAUCGAAUUGAAAGGAGUAGUACACGAGUUUGUUGUGGACGACAUUUCACAUUCAAAAAAUCGUUUGAUUUAUGAGAAGCUAGAUGAGAUUAAUCAUCAGCUGAGGAUUGCAGGUUAUGUUGUUGAACUUUCAUCUGAGUUACAUAAGAUGAAUGACAAAGAAAAGGGGUAUGUGCUCUCACAUCACAGUGAAAAAUUGGCUGUUGCUUUCGGGGUUCUUGCAACUCCACCUGGCACAACACUAAGAGUGGCCAGUAAUAUCCGUAUAUGUGUUGACUGCCACAAUUUUCUAAAACUUUUUUCUGGGGUUUACAACCGUGAUGUAUUUCUUAGGGACCAUAAUCGAUUUCACCACUUUAGGGGAGGGCACUGCUCAUGUAACGAUUAUUGGUAGGGAAAUUAUUUGCAGAUGAUAAAUGUGUCAUGUCGAGCGCCGAGUGUUACUGUACUGAAAUUAUUCCCAAGGGAAACUAAAUGUAGAAUUGCUAAUUUUACGGCUGGUUAUUUGUAGAAACUUGGUGAAAUAUUGGCUUAAUUGAAAUGCAACCAUAAAUACAAACUACCCAACAGGCAUUAACUGCAUUGCUAGUGUGGAUCAGUUAAGGUUCAGAUAACCAUUGCCUUUAUUCCAGUAUCAUUUCAUGGCACCGCAGCACCUGUUAGUACCACGGUCUCAGCUGAUUGUUUCUGAAGCUUAUGGAUAGACUAUUCGAGGACGAUCCUGCUGGACACGAUAUCAGACACCUAACAAACACCGGUGACCUGCAAAACAUCAAAUCUGCUACCCGGCAAAUUUGUUGUUGGGAUGAGAUUUUUUGUUUUUAAGCUUUUGGAGAACUUUUUCUUAUAUUGAAGAUCAAUUGAAACAGUACACUGAGCUAUAGUCAUUUGACCUAAGAGAGGGUAGGUUCGUCCUGUAUAAUACGUCGAUUUUGCUUGACAUUGGCAUUCCUCGAAGUGCUGACAAGGUUACAAUCACUGCUAACUGGAUCAACUCUGACCAUACAGCUUUUGUCCAUUCAAAAUAUAUUAAG
Molecule: messenger RNA, 2502 nt
Organism: Vigna umbellata (rice bean)
Lineage: Eukaryota; Viridiplantae; Streptophyta; Magnoliopsida; Fabales; Fabaceae
Product: Pentatricopeptide repeat (PPR) superfamily protein
Biological process (GO): RNA modification
Molecular function (GO): RNA binding; protein binding; zinc ion binding
Source: RefSeq, a predicted model, not a curated record